AUGCGGGGGCGGAAUCGCAUCCCAGUGAGCGAGAUCUUGGGAGUGAAGAGAGAACCAUCACUUGAUGCUGAGAACCCGGAAUCUCUUGAAACCUCUAGCUUCGGCUCCAUCAACAAAGGAGAUGGUCUGGAGGCCUCCUCAACCGAUCUCCUAGGGAGCAGUGCACAUACUUCAAACUCGACGUCCUCGGCGCCCAAGUGCAACGUCAAGGACUUCGCCGUUCGUGUCUACUAUGCCCAGAGGUCGUGGAAACACCGAUGGAAGUUGUGUCAUGUCACCUUUCGUUCUACAGACCAGGCCUUGGUCUCCGUGUUUUAUCAUGCCAUUCGGCAGGCAAUUGCAGCUGAAGAGAAUCGACCUAAGAACUUGCUCAUAUUCAUCAAUCCCUAUGGAGGGAAAAAGCAAGCCAAGAAGAUUUUUGAGAAGCAUUUCUCACCUCUCCUUCACAUCUCAGGCAUUCAAUAUGAGGCUAUUGAAACAACUCGGGCAAGACAUGCUUAUGAUCACCUGCAGACAUGUGAUCUGGAAGACUGUGAUGGCAUAGUUGCAGUUGGAGGAGAUGGAAUGUUCUCAGAGAUUCUCAACGGGAUAUUGAUUCGCACGGCUCGAGAAGGGAAAAUCAAUCUAAACGAUGCAUCAAUUGAACCAUUGAGUCCAAAGAUUCGACUGGGCAUGGUACCUGCUGGCAGCUCCAAUGCCCUUUCUCAAGCUAGCAAUGGCACCCUUGAUCCCCUCUCUGCUGUCAUUCACAUAAUCUUGGGUGACAGACUUGCUUUGGAUGUGUGCGCAGUUCGGAAAGGUGGACUUCUACUGCAAGCAGCAGUUACAUUCAUGGGUUAUGGAUUUGUUGGAGAUGUGUUAUCUGUGAGUGAACAGUUGAGGUGCCUUGGACCGACUCGUUACCUUGUGGCCGGAGCCAAGGUUCUCUUCACUCAUCGCUCUUACAAGGGAGAGGUGUGGUAUAGAGGUGGACCCCCUGUUCCCUUUGAUCCACUCUCUAGCCCUCCAUGUCUAACUGGUUGCACCGUUUGCAAGGCCUCACACCUCAAAGCCACUCUUCGUCAGCAGUCCCUUCCCCAAUCAGCCUCCUCCUUCAUUUCUCCUGUUUCCUCCAACCAAGGAGACUUGGGUGAAUGGAAGUGCAUGUCUGGAAGGUUCUUGCAAGUGGGAUUGUGUGUGAGCACAUGCGAUAACAUGCAUUCCCCUGGUGGUCUCAGCCCUCGUGCUCACUUUGGUGAUGGUCAUAUGGAUCUCCUUCUUGUGAAAAAGACAAGUUUCUUCAACUACAUUCGAUUUCUUCUCCGGCUUCACUUUUCUGCUGGGUCUCAGUACCAAAUGUCCUUUGCAUCCUUGAGACGGGUCCAAGAAAUGAAGUACAUCCCCAGGGAAGAUCCCAACCAGACUCAUUCCAUUUGGAACUGUGAUGGCGAGAUCCAAGCAGACCCAGCCCUUAACUUCAGGAUCCACUGUCAACUGGUGGAGAUCUUCUCCCGUGGGAUAGAAGAUUUUCCUCGAGAUCCACCGUCGUGCUUUGCUGCUUUCUUCUCUCCUCUUAAGUCACCUCCUGUUCUCCCCCUUUCCUUUUCUUCUUCUCCAUCUUCUCCUUCUGGUCACAUUAUUUGACCCUUCUUGGGUCUGACCUUUUCCAGCAUUCCUUCUCCUCUUCCCUCAUCAUUGUGGGGUGCAUGUGAUUCACAAGAAGAAACAAGGAACACUUAUUGGCUGCUAUCUUGCACUUUAUAAUGAGAAGUGUGUGAAAGUUGACCUAUAUUUUGUUAUCACACACAUCACCAGUAUUUAGGAUGAAAAUAAAACCGGAAUUGAAUGCAUGGUCUGUAUCAAAGGCGUAGCUGUGAUAUUUACAAGAAGACAAAGUUGUGAAAGUCAUCACAGGAAAGACUUGGUGUUGCUCUCCUUGUUCCAUUCUAACUUACAACCACAAUGGGAGAUGGGUUCCUGUGGUAAUUGUUCGCCUGUUUACUUUUUCAUUCCACUCAUGGAAGCCUUCUCCAUCUUCUGGUGUUUAUUGCAGACAUUUCAAUGGUAGGAGCAUCCUCCACUUCACAUAUCUUUUUUUUCCAAUUGAGUACAUCAUGUGAUGUCACUUAUUGCUUGGGUUCUCACCAGAUACAGUUCUCAAGAAUUGAUAUAAUGCCAUUGAAGUUCUUGCAGAAAUGCAUGCCUAUCCCAACCCUGGUUGGGUACUUUUUUUGUGUUGUGCUUGCCAAGUUUUCUGAUGAAAUGUGAUCUUGACCUAAAUGGUACUAAACCCAAAAAAGAUGAAUAAAUCUCAUCAUUGCUGGA
Darwinula stevensoni is the source of this 2304-nucleotide messenger RNA. The record is from the annotation of a GenBank genome assembly. Lineage: Eukaryota; Metazoa; Arthropoda; Ostracoda; Podocopida; Darwinulidae.